GGGAGCGCGCAGAAGGACACGCACAACCCAGAAUCUCCAGUGAGGAUUCAAAUGGUCUUGAGCAGACAAUCCCUGAGAGGACGAGGAACGCACUUGAAGCUGAGGAACAUCAUGAGGCGCAUUUUGCCGCGCAUUGCGCAACUUUGGCGGUUGUUUUUCAUCUUUUAAAACGUGCCUUUUAAAAAAACAUAAACAUGAAGACUCAUGGGAUGUAGUAAAUGGAGAGCUGCGUUCAACUUUGGACACCUCAAGGUGCAGUCCAAGCUGUCCGUCUUCCUGACCAUGAUCAUCCUCUUCGUUUACCUCUUUUACUGCCUUAAUGGAUUCUGCGAGUCCUUACCCAGACCUGUUUAUGACCAGCAGAGUCACCAGGACAAACAUGUUCAAAAGGACGCACAGGAGACGUCACCAAAACUGCCCGCUGCGUCUUUUGUGCGGGACCAGCUGUCAAACGUUGCCUACAGUACGAACAAUAUAUCCAUCGCUAAUACGUUUGGGAACAAAAAGUUUCCCCAGGCCAUCAUCAUCGGGGUGAAGAAGGGAGGAACAAGGGCUCUCCUGGAGUUCCUGCGCAUUCACCCGGACGUGAGGGCGGUUGGAUCCGAGCCUCACUUUUUUGACCGCUUCUAUGAUAAAGGACUGGAUUGGUACAGGAAUCUGAUGCCCCGCACACUGGAUGGUCAGAUCACCAUGGAGAAGACCCCCAGUUACUUCAUCACAAAAGAAGCCCCUCGUCGUGUCUUUGCCAUGAGCCGCCACACCAAGCUGAUAGUGGUGGUGCGCGACCCGGUAACCAGGGCCGUUUCCGAUUACACACAAACUGUGUCCAAAUCACCGGGCCUGCCGUCCUUCCGGAAUUUGGCCUUUCGCAACGCUACCACAGGCCUCAUCGACACCUCUUGGAGCGCGGUGCGCAUCGGCAUCUACGCCAAGCACCUGGAGAACUGGCUGCGCUACUUCCCGCUCUCGCGCUUCCUUUUCGUCAGCGGCGAGCGCCUGGUGACGGACCCGGCGGGCGAGAUGGGCCGCGUUCAGGAUUUCCUGGGACUGAAACGCGUGGUGACGGAUAAGCACUUCUACUUCAAUCAGACCAAAGGCUUCCCCUGCUUGAAGAAGCCAGAGGGGAGCAGCAGGCCGCGCUGCCUGGGGAAGUCGAAGGGCAGGCCCCAUCCGCAGAUCCCCUCAGACGUCCUGCUCAGGCUCAGAGACUUUUACAGACCUUUUAACCUCAAAUUCUAUCAAAUGACGGGUCAGAACUUUGGCUGGGAUGACACAGCUUGACACCAAAGUUGUCGGUGGCGAGACACAACAUGCAUUACCAAAGUUUUUACUGAGAAAAACAGGCCUUACAAGCAUUACUUUAUCUAAAAAUGCAACAAUCAGCUUUCGUCAACAGUGUUCAGUUUAGACAGCACAGCAUAUGCAGUGAGAGGUGCUUAUAGUUCCUUCAUUUGCUGUACUGUUCUUUCACUUUAAAAGAUGCUGCUUUUCUUGCUACAGUAUCUCUAAUCUGAAAUAACCGUGCAGUACAUCCACAAAACCAUACCCUCAUUCAAGUGUACAGUAUGUUUCAGAGCUCCUAAUUUAUAAAAUGACAACAUAUUGUUGAAAUGUUUUU
Molecule: messenger RNA, 1618 nt
Organism: Dunckerocampus dactyliophorus (ringed pipefish)
Lineage: Eukaryota; Metazoa; Chordata; Actinopteri; Syngnathiformes; Syngnathidae
Product: heparan sulfate glucosamine 3-O-sulfotransferase 6
Exons: 2
Coding region: 205-1281 (358 amino acids)
Molecular function (GO): [heparan sulfate]-glucosamine 3-sulfotransferase activity
Source: RefSeq, a predicted model, not a curated record